AUGGCGUCAAGAACUCAAUUUGAAAACUCCAAUGAAGUUGGUGUGUUCUCAAAACUUACCAAUUCAUACUGUUUAGUUGCUGUGGGUGGAUCUGAAAACUUUUACUCGUCAUUUGAAGCCGAGCUUGGAGAUGUCAUACCAAUAGUGCAUACAACGAUAGCAGGUACUCGUAUAGUCGGUAGAAUGACUGCUGGAAAUCGAAGAGGUCUAUUAGUUCCAACACAGACCACCGAUCAAGAGUUGAUGCACUUGAGAAACUCACUACCCGACUCAGUAAAGAUCCAAAGAGUUGAAGAAAGGUUAUCUGCUUUGGGUAACGUGAUAUGUUGUAAUGAUUACGUCGCAUUGGUGCAUCCUGAUAUCGAAAGAGAGACAGAGGAGUUGAUUGCAGAUGUCUUGGGAGUCGAAGUGUUUCGUCAAACAAUUGCAGGAAAUGUGUUGGUAGGCUCAUAUUGUUCCUUGAGUAACCAAGGUGGAUUAGUACACCCACAAACAUCUAUACAAGAUCAAGAAGAGUUGAGUAGUUUGUUGCAAGUGCCAUUGGUGGCUGGUACUGUCAAUAGAGGUAGCAAUGUCGUUGGUGCUGGAAUGGUGGUGAAUGAUUGGUUGGCAGUUGCUGGUAGUGAUACUACUGCACCAGAAUUGUCCGUCAUUGAAUCAAUAUUCAGAUUGCAAGAUGCACAACCAGAUGCCAUUGGCGGUAACUUGAGAGAUACAUUGAUUGAGACAUACUCUUAG
Messenger RNA from Lodderomyces elongisporus, 738 nucleotides. RefSeq names its product translation initiation factor 6 (gene TIF6). NCBI's taxonomy places the organism in Eukaryota, Fungi, Ascomycota, Pichiomycetes, Serinales, Debaryomycetaceae. Gene Ontology annotation, biological process: cytosolic ribosome assembly; ribosomal subunit export from nucleus; assembly of large subunit precursor of preribosome. The coding region runs from base 1 to 738 and encodes 245 amino acids. Gene Ontology annotation, molecular function: ribosomal large subunit binding. The record is from RefSeq and is a predicted model, not a curated record. Gene Ontology annotation, cellular component: nucleolus; cytosol; preribosome, large subunit precursor. The transcript has a single exon.